Molecule: messenger RNA, 999 nt
Organism: Pipra filicauda (Wire-tailed manakin)
Lineage: Eukaryota; Metazoa; Chordata; Aves; Passeriformes; Pipridae
Gene: CCDC27
Product: coiled-coil domain containing 27
Exons: 6
Coding region: 131-904 (257 amino acids)
Source: RefSeq, a predicted model, not a curated record
CGGCCCCGGGCGGGCACUCGGAAGCGGAAAACACCGCCCGGCCCACGCCGUUGCCGGGCAGCGGCCCCGCUCCAAACCCGCUCCAAGCCCGCUCCAAAGCCCGUCGGGACCUGCCGGGAGGCCCCGGGCGAUGGACGGGGAAGCCGCUGCUGCCUCGCAGGGGUCAGAGCCCACCCAGACCCUGGACCAGCUCCGGGAGGAGCUGCGGAGAGCCAAGGAUGACCACAACAUGGCCACAGGUGCCAUCUCUUCCUUGCAAAGACAACUGGAGAUCCAAGAAUCUGAGCUUCGGAGAUUCAGAUACGAGAACGAAAUGCUUCAGAAGCAGCUCAGAGAGCGAGAAGAGCAGCUCCAAGCCAUGUCUGACAAGUUUUGCAGCCUUACAGAGGAACAGAGGAAGGAAGAAGCAAUGGUGAUGAUGCAGGAGGAGAACGACAGCCUUCGACAGGUUGUUACAGAACAGGAAUCCCAGCUGGCUAAGCAGGAGGAGCAGAUCAGUGAGUUAGAGGGGACAAUCAGACGGCUCCGGAUCGAGGUUGUGACCAGCCGCCGCCACGCCCAGGAGCAGAAACAGGCCCAGGAGGAGACCAAGAGCCAGGUUGAGGCACUGCAGCACAAGGAGGUGCAAACCAAAGUGGCACUGGAACGCAUCAGCAGCAAGUUUGACAGGUUACGAAGCAAAAUAAUCCAGGCUGCGUUCAGUGUGGAGGGCCAGGACCCCCCCCACGCCAAGCUCACGGAGGAGCAGGUGCUGGAGGCAUUGCAGAGAAUUGCUGACGAGCGGAUGGAGUUCUAUCACAUGCUGAAGCACAGAGACAUCAAGGUGCCCCUGUACUACCCCGGCAUGUACAGUUCAUCACCUCCCAAGAGGACGAGUUCUCCCCGAAUGGAAAAGCUGCCCUGAUGGCUGAGCCAGAAACCACCACCAACUUCAAGCUCUGGGUCCUUGGCUCUGAGCUGGUGACCUACAACAGAUUAAACUCAUUUUACCGAAAUCAA